Diversispora eburnea is the source of this 1560-nucleotide messenger RNA. NCBI's taxonomy places the organism in Eukaryota, Fungi, Glomeromycota, Glomeromycetes, Diversisporales, Diversisporaceae. The record is from the annotation of a GenBank genome assembly.
AUGAUGAAAACAGGAGGAAAACCUUGGCAAGCAACAACAGCAUCAUCACUAUUGAUUGGUUUAAUAUUAGGAGUAAUAGUUACCGUUUCAACAAAUUCAAUAAUAAAUUGGAUCAAAUCGAAAUAUGUAGAUAAUAAAAAAAAGGAUCCAAGUUUCGUUAAAAGUACGGAAAUAACGGACGGUAUAGUGGGAUUAAUAGGAAAUACUCCAUUAAUGCGAAUCAAGAGUUUAAGCGAAGCAACUGGUUGCGAAAUAUUGGGAAAAGCAGAGGUAAUAGGUUGUGAUUAUGUUAUUUAUGCGUUGUUUUUGUUCUCGUGUCCUAAAGAUCGAGUAGCUCUCAAUAUAAUUAAUAAAGCAGAAGAAAAAGGAUUAAUAAAACCAAAUACUGGAUGUACAAUAUUUGAAGGGACAACCGGAUCCACUGGAAUAUCAAUAGCAAUGGUAUCUCGAGCUAAAGGAUAUAAUGCAUGGAUCGUCGUUCCUGAUGAUCAAGCUGAAGAGAAAUAUCAAUUAUUAGAAAAAUUAGGCGCCACAGUAGAGAAAGUGCGACCGGUCGGAAUUGUUGAUAAAAGACAAUAUGUUAAUUUAGCUCAAAACCAAUUUGAAAAUUUGGCAAAUUUCGAAGCACAUUAUAAAGGAACCGGUCCUGAAAUUUUUCAACAAACCAAUGGAAAAAUUGAUGCAUUUGUAGCGGGAGCAGGUACCGGAGGAACUAUUGCAGGAAUAUCUCGCUAUCUUAAGCCUCUUAUUCCAAAUCUUAAAAUUUAUUUAGUUGAUCCACCCGAAGGAAAAAGACGUCGACAUCAAGUAGACACUGUAGUGGAAGGAGUAGGAUUAAAUCGAAUUACAGAAAAUUUUAAUAUGUCGCAGGGAUUUAUAGAUGAUGCGAUUAAUGUUACAGAUGAAGAGGCGGUAACUAUGGCACAAUAUUUAGUUCGAGAGGAAGGUCUUUUCUUGGGAAGUUCAUCAGCUAUAAAUUGUGUUGGAUGUGUACGAGUUGCUAGACAAUUAGGACCGGGACAUCGUAUAGUGACAAUGUUGAAUGAUUCUGGUGUAAUUUUUCCUGAUUAUUUUAAAGCAAUAACUGAUGGUCUAGGCAUCACUGAUGAAACAUUUAAACGUUUAAAUCAAAGUCAUCCUAUGAAGAUACAUGCAUUUGAUUCAGGCCUUUUAAUUACUUUCUCUGUAGUAUUGUUUAUGAGAAUGCUUAAAGAAGAGCCCGGUAUCAAAAUACUUUAUGAAACAACGGAACUUAUACCUGUCCCAAGUGGAAAUUGCUCUUCAUAUUUUACCGAAGAACACGAUGCUCCGGAAAGCUAUGGCUAUGAUCUUGCAUUUUUACCAAUGGGAAAAGUAAAAAUGAACACUUCCGAAUCAGAAGAUAUAUUUCUUACUAUACAUAUCAAUGAUGACACAUAUAAUCAUUUAAAUCAAAGUUCUCCUAUGAGGUUGCAUGCAUUUGAUUCAGAUUAUCCGUAUGAAAAUCAAAAUCCACCUAAGUUUAUUGAAUCAAUUGAGACGGAAAAUAAAUAUUAUUUAACACAAUCUAAUGGUACAAAU